AUGGAAAUCGAAACAAGGCAACGACGUUCAAAAACAACCACCACUGCCAGUAUCCGGAAACUUCAAAGUGCUGAAACUUGGUCCAAAGAGUUUACCAAGGAUAUGCUCGUAUUUGCGCUGCUGAUCUACUUCGUCUGCACAACAUGGCACUUCUUGAUGCCACCAGUGGCUCCAGUCAUUCUUCUACCUGAGCACUCGAACAGAUUGUCCGCAGUUGAAGCUGGACGAGGUUUGCAAAGGCACUUAUUCAAAGAAUUAAUCCGUGGAAUGCCAACUUUACAAGCAAUGCCACCAAGGAAUAUAACAUCUGAAGUGCCACCAGGGAAAAUCAGACAAGAGGAAGAGGCAUUAGUGAAACUGAGUGAAGAGGGAAAGUUAUCAGGGGAAGUGAAAAAAAGAGAUCGAUCUAGCAGAAGAAGUGAAAGAAAAAAAAGAGACAUUAGUAGAAAAGAAGAAGGAAGAAAAGCCGCUUACAAGAACGUAAGAAGAAGGAGAGCUGGGGGAAAUGCAAGAAGAAGGAAUGCUUUAGGAGGAGGACAACUAGAAGGAGUGCUACUAGCAGGAGUGCUAACUAGACGAGCACAUGCAAAAGAACCACCAGGAGAAACGCCAGUGGAAGGAGAGACACCAGGAGGAGGGACACAAGGAGAAGAAUCACCAGGGGAUGGAUCACCAGGAGAAAAGCCAGAGGAAGGAGAACCGCCAGGAGAGCUACCUGGACAAGAAUCGCCAGGUGAAGGACCAUCAGGAGGGGCACAAGGAGAAGAAUCACCAGGGGAGGGACCACCAGGAGAAAAGCCAGACGAAGGAGAACCGCCAGGAGAGCUACCUGGACAAGAAUCGCCAGGUGAAGGACCAUCAGAAGGAGGGGCACAAGGAGAAGAAUCACCAGGGGAGGGACCACCAGGAGAAAAGCCAGACGAAGGAGAACCGCCAGGAGAGCUACCUGGACAAGAAUCGCCAGGUGAAGGACCAUCAGAAGGAGGGGCACAAGGAGAAGAAUCACCAGGGGAUGGACCACCAGGAGAAAAGCCAGAGGAAGGAGAACAACCAAGAGGAGAGCUACCCGAACAAGAAUCGCCAGGUGAAGAAGUAUCAAAAGGAGGGGCACAAGGAGAAGAAUCACCAGGGGAUGGACCACCAGGAGAAAAGCCAGAUGAAGGAGAACCACCAGGAGGAGAUUUACCUGAACAAGAAUUGCCAGGUAAAAGACCAUCAGGAGGAGGACUGCAAGGAGUGUUUUUUGGAGGAUUUUUAAGAUUAAGUCUAGGAGGACUAGGAGGAGGGCUAAUAUUAGGAGGAAUGGUGACUGGGGGAGGACAAUCAGGGGGAGAGCAACUAGGAGGAAUCUUGAAUGGGUUAGGGCUAUCAGGAGGAGGACAACCAGGAGCAGGGUCAACAGGGGGAGUGCUAGGAGGAAUGCUAUUAGGAGGAAAUCCAUGUGGUUGUAGUGGAACACAUGGUGGGUCACCAGUUGUAGGAUUCUCAGGAAGAGGGCCAUCAGGUGGAGGGCAAUCACGAGGGGAGCCGCUGGGAGGAGGGCAAAGAGGACUGCUACAAGGGAUGGCACCUUAUCAUAGUCCACCAAAGUUGAGACCACGAAAACGAACACCCACAGUUUCAUCAGAAAAAAGAACACAACAAAAGCCCCUAUCAGCAAAGCCAUUAAAAACAGGAUUACCGGGAGGAAGUCAACAAAAGAGAAAAAGUCAAGAAAAAAAAAUGUCAUGGAAACAAGACUCAGCGUAUCAAACAGGAAAAAAAAUUCCACCAAAGUCAUUGAGCAAAAUGCCACCAGUAAAAACAUUAAAGGAACCAGCCGUCCCGAGAGGAUUUGGAAAAAACCAAAUAAGGAUGUCAUCAAAGAAAAUGCCACAAGAACAGAAGCGAACGAGGAAUUUGCCGCCAAGGAAUCGUUCAACAAUGAAAAGCUGGGACAAAGCACGGGAACGAUCAUCAGAAAAAAUGCCACAUAAACGACCAACAUUAACUCCAUCAGGGAAAAGAACACGAAAAGUUAACCGGUCAGGAGAGCCACCAGGAAGCAAAGCACCAUCAGGAAGAGAUCUACGAGGACAAACUCCACGUGAAAAAAUACCACAAAGAGGAGGGAGUGCUUGGAGAAAGAAAGCUUCUGGGAGGCGUCGCUUAGGAAUGAGUCCCAUCACAGGCCCUACUUACGGGAAAAGUAAUCAGCGGAUUAACAAGAAUGCUGGGAUUGCCCCACGGGGCAAUGCUUCUGGGAUUAAUAGGAGGCCUACUUACGGAGGAACUGCCGCGCGGAUGAAUCCCAUGAAUGCCGCCAAAAAUGGUCUCACCCGGACCAAUCCGUUUGGAACAGGGAAAGCUGGAGGAGUUAUGCAAAGAACGAAUACCAAUAAUUUUGCUAGGAGAAAUCUUUCUAGGAUGAGUGCAAGUAGCCUUUCUAGAAGAAAUACGGGGAUGAUUACCAGGAGAAACUCCGGGAAAAACGCCGCUUCUAAUCCGCUUAGAAAUACGAGGCAUAAUUCUAAAGGAAAUGUUCAGUUGACGAAUAGACGUGCUCCUAGGGCAAGCGCCCGUUUUGGGAAUACCUUCAGGUAUAUGCCUGGUAGUAGAAGACAUGCUCGAAGGAUGAAGUGA
This is a messenger RNA of Cylicocyclus nassatus, 2622 nucleotides long. Lineage: Eukaryota; Metazoa; Nematoda; Chromadorea; Rhabditida; Strongylidae. The record is from the annotation of a GenBank genome assembly.